AUGGAGAAGGCACCACAAUGGAUUGUGUGGUUCGUUUUGAUCCAACUUUUGCUUAAUAUCUGUGCUGCAACGCUAGAUGCUGCUCACCCAGAUUUCAUAAACAUUGACUGUGGAGAAAGUCGUGGAUACCCUGAUCCCGAAACUGGAAUCUCAUAUCAGGCAGAUAUGGAUUUCGUAGAAACAGGAACAAAUUCAAUGGUGGCUCCCGAAUCAAGAACUGACUUAGAUCAUUCUCUUUUUGGAAGACAACUGCAGACGCUGAGAUUUUUUCCAAAAGGAAAAAAGAACUGCUACACCCUAAAACCAAAACAGGGCAAAAGUAAAAAUUACCUUAUCAGAGCUUUCUUCGCAUAUGGAAAUUAUGAUUUCAAAAAUCAAACUCCAACUUUUGACUUGUUCCUCAAUGUCGAUUUUUGGACUACUUUGGAUUUGGAUUAUAUCGGUUAUCAAUUUGCAGAGAUUAUCCAUACUCCCACAAUAAGCGACACCAUACAAGUUUGCCUAGUCAACACUGGCAGAGGAAUCCCUUUCAUUUCUACGUUGGAACUGCGACCUCUCACCAAUUCUAUUUAUCUAACCCCUUCUCCUUCUCAAUCACUGCUCGUCCUUGAUACGAGAGUCGAUGUUGGUUCCACUGAGUUUAUUUCAGGCCGGUUUACAAGGUUUAAGGAUGACACGUAUGAUCGUGUGUGGCGUGUGGACAAUAUUUUUGAAGAUAAAGGUUGGAACAAGAUCAAUACGUCGAAAUAUAUUGAUGUUGGAAGCAUAAACGAUUCUUACAAAUUACCGGUAGAAGUGCUCAUGUCUGCGACCGCAUCAUUGAAUCACUCCUUUGCUUUAAGCCUUGACUAUGAUUUUGUCUGGACGCAACCACCUGAAAAGUCUUUCAGAUAUUAUGUCUACUUUCACUUUUUUGAAAUCGAGGAGCUUCCCGCCGGGCAAAAGAGAGUAAUUGAUAUUACUGUUAAUGGUCAAAAUAUCAACUCAGAGCCGAUAACUCUUGAAUACCUAAAGCCGGUGACAGUUAGUAAAGUUACAGAUCAAGAUGGUCUUCGUUUCAACAUAAGUGCAACAUCAGAAUCUGAUGCUCCUCCGAUCCUUAAUGCCAUCGAAACUCAUAAAAUCAUAUCACCACUAACACCUCCAACUUACCAAACAGAUGCGGAUGCCAUUCGGGACAUAAAAAAAACCUACGAAAUCUACCAAGUAGAGUGGCAAGGUGACCCAUGUGUUCCGGAGAAAUUUGAAUGGUUGGGACUUCGUUGCAGAUAUGACAACAAUAACUCUAACCCCAGGAUUUUCUCACUAAACUUGAGCGCCAGCAACUUAAGAGGACAAAUAGCUGCUUCAUUUUCACAUUUUACAGAGUUAGAAUCCUUGGAUUUAUCAAGCAAUGGCCUGUCAGGACCGAUACCCAAAUUUCUUGCUAAAUUGCCAAAGUUGACAAUCCUUAAUUUGAGUGGCAACAAGCUUAUAGGUUCAAUUCCCAAGGCUCUUAAAGACAAUUCAGAUCUGGCAAUGAGUUUGGACGAUAAUCCUGACCUCUGUUUGAGGGAUCCAUGCAAGAAGAAAAAGCACAAAUUCCCUAUUCUAUCAAUUGUAUCUGUUUCAGCUUUGACGGUUGUAAUUCUGAUUUCCCUAGGAAUUUGGAUCUUCAAAAUGAAAAAACCGGAAGUUGCAGUGGAUCCUACUGUUUCAACAAAUCAAGAAGUAUCGGAGUAUUUAAGAAAUCGUGCUUUUUCUUACUCGGAGGUUCUUGAAAUCACUAAUAACUUCCAAAACUUGAUUGGAGAAGGAGGAUUUGGAAAAGUUUAUUUAGGCACUCUUAAGGAUAAUACUCAGGUUGCAGUGAAGUUACUUUCUCAGUCAUCAAGGCAAGGUUAUAAAGAAUUUCGAUCGGAGGUAGAACUUUCGAUUGUUGUUCAUCAUAAACACUUGGUUUCUCUGACUGGAUACUGUGAAGAGAGUGGUGCUAGGGCAUUAAUUUACGAGUACAUGGCUAAUGGUGACCUCCAGCAACAUUUAACGGAGAAAAAUUCAAAAGUUUUAAGGUGGGACGAGAGGCUUCAAGUUGCCAUAGAUGCAGCAAAAGGGCUGGAAUAUCUCCAUAUUGGUUGUAAAACUCCUAUAAUCCAUAGAGACUUAAAACCAUCUAACAUUCUAUUAAAUAAGCACAUGGUAGCUAAGAUUGCUGAUUUUGGAUUAUCUAGAGCAUUUGAAAAUGAAAUGGAUUCUCAUCUAUCAACUCGACCAGCUGGUACACCUGGUUUUAUUGAUCCUGAAUUUCACAGGUCAGGAAACCUAAACCAAAAAAGUGAUGUCUACAGUUUUGGAAUGAUUCUUCUUCAAUUAAUCACUGGCCACCCACCAAUAAGAAGAGAACUUGAGGAUAUAUGUUUUAUUAUUGAUUGGAUCCGUCCAAAAAUUGAGUGUAGGGAUAUCCAAGCCAUUGUUGAUCUAAGGUUGGCGGGUGAAUUCAAUAUUAGUUCUGCAUGGAAAGCUGUGGAGACAGCAAUGUCUUGCAUUGCGCCACAGUCUACUCAAAGACCAGAGAUUAGUUCCGUGUUGCGUGAACUAAAGGAAUGUUUAGCUAUGGAGAUUGGUCACACCAAUUCAAAUAGCAUACCAAGCCAUCAAAUCAAUCAUUCUGGACAACUUGAUCCAAUCACUACCCUCUCAGCUAGGUAG
Messenger RNA from Neltuma alba, 2688 nucleotides. RefSeq names its product senescence-induced receptor-like serine/threonine-protein kinase. Gene Ontology annotation, molecular function: protein kinase activity; ATP binding; protein binding. Gene Ontology annotation, biological process: protein phosphorylation. The record is from RefSeq and is a predicted model, not a curated record. NCBI's taxonomy places the organism in Eukaryota, Viridiplantae, Streptophyta, Magnoliopsida, Fabales, Fabaceae. The transcript has 13 exons. Bases 1 to 2688 code for a protein of 895 amino acids.